Messenger RNA from Arxiozyma heterogenica, 1665 nucleotides. RefSeq lists its product as uncharacterized. The transcript has a single exon. The record is from RefSeq and is a predicted model, not a curated record. Bases 1 to 1665 code for a protein of 554 amino acids. NCBI's taxonomy places the organism in Eukaryota, Fungi, Ascomycota, Saccharomycetes, Saccharomycetales, Saccharomycetaceae.
AUGUCACAGAAUAAUGGUAAUAACAAGAACGAUAAUAAAGAAUUAAGGUAUAGAGGAUGGUUUUUUUGGAGGAACAAAAAUGAUGACAUAAUCGCUUCAAACACUAAUAAAAAUAAUAACAACAAUCUCAAUCUCAAUCACAAUCUCAAUCAUAACAAAAAUAUAAAUGACAAUAAUAAUAUUAUUAUUAAUAUAAAUAAUAUCAAUGAUAACAGUGUGAAUAUGGUAGAGAAUCAAAAUGACCCUUUCGAUAAAAAUACAAAAAUUAUACCUAAUACUUUUAUCCCGUACGAUUCAGAUCUAAACGUAUCCCAUACAAAUCGUUUAUCAAAAAAUACUGGAUCCACAAUUGAUGUCCCCAUGAAUCAACCUCCAAACAUCGUGAUACCAGAUUUUGAAUGUUUGCCAUCCAAAACUCUAUGGAGUUCAAUCAAACAAAUGUUUGGCAACAAUUCCAACCCACAGAAACAUAUAUACAGAACAACCUCAAAUGAAACUCUGCUCGACCUAUCCAAUGGACGCAAAAGACCAAUUAGAAUCUUGCUUGUUGGUGUCCACGGGUUCUUCCCUACUAAAAUGCUAAGAACUUUCAUUGGUGAACCAACUGGCACAUCAGAUAGGUUUAUUAAGGAAGCAGAGAAAGUCGUGGUAGACUACUUCAAUGAAAAGAAAAAAUUUGACAUACAGAUAAAUAAAAUAUCCCUGGAGAAAGAAGGCGAGAUUUUUGAAAGAGUGGACUUCUUCUUUGAGGUUAUGAAACAGUGGGCACACCAAAUUAAUGAAUCUGAUUUCAUAUAUUUCGUGACCCAUUCACAAGGUUGCCCCGUUACAAUCAUUUUGUUGGCUAAAUUGUUCGACGCUGGUAUACUUCGAUUGAACAGCACAAAAUUCUUUAAUGAUAUUGAAACUGGUCCAAACAUAACACCAAAUAAAAAAAUUGUGUCUAUCCUAGGUAUGGCAGGCAUCAAUAAUGGGCCCUUCUAUGGCAGAGACCAGACACUCCUAGUUAAAGCGUACACUACAAUAGCAAAGGAUGCAAUGAUGGAAUUGUUUGAAUUUCAAAAACCUGAUUCUAUUCAAUCAAAGAAAUUGAUACAAAGUCUAAAGACUUUAGUAGCAAAUAACGUCAAACUGACUUUUAUUGCAUCGAUCAAUGACCAAUUGGUACCUCUAUAUUCCUCGUUUUGUAUCUUUUUGAAACAUCCAAAUAUCUUUAGAGCUACUUUCAUUGAUAGAGCUUCUUUGACUCCAAACUUUAUUACAGGAAUAGUUAAUAUAGCUGGAACUUUAUUAAAUUUGGGGUAUGAUGACCAUAACAUCAUAAAAGAAAUUAGUCCCUCGUUAGCUGGUACUCUCACAGGUGGUGGACAUUCUACUAUCUAUAAUGAGUACCAAGUAUACCUCCUGGGAUUGAAGUUUGCAUUGGAGACUACUGACACUUAUGAAGAUGUGCCCGCUAAAUAUAUUCCUUAUAAAGCUGAUGAUCUGAAAACAAACCCUUAUAGACUUCCCUGGACAAUGAGAGGGCUUCUACAUCAAGCAAGAAAGAGUCUUGGUGAUGAAAGUGUGCAGAGUCUUUACAAAGAAUACCAAGAUUGGAGGCCUAAGACCGCUGUGUUAAAGGAUAUUAAAUAUAGAUUAAAUGGACUCAAGUACCAAUUGUAA